CAUAGUCUUACAAACGGAGCUGUUGCUGUCGGUUUAUUAUAUCAGCUUUUCUCUUUGACUCUUUGUUAAGGCUGGUAAGAAAACUUAAAAAAGAAGGUUGGAAACACGGAGGUUGACAGGUCAUGUGACUUAUCUAACGCUUGUGCGCCAAGGUCGCUCUGUUUACACUGAAUAACACAGUGAUGGCGGAAGGUGGUAAGGUCAGCGUUGAUGAUGGGAAAUCUACAGACGCUGCAGAGGAACGUCAAGUCAGAUCUGGUGACUUAAAAGUGAAUUUAGCUGAUGAUAUUCAGGCAGACGUUCCGGCCGUUUUACCGUCAGAUGGUACAUCGCAAUUUGAUGAUGCAACCUUAAAAGCGAUGGCGGAGGUGUACUUGAAAGAAGGUGACAACGAGUACAGCAAAGGAGAAACCAACAAUGCAGUACACUUUUACUCGGAGGGACUGCAAGUGAACUGCAAAGAUGUCAAACUAAACGCCAUACUCUAUAGCAACAGAGCAGCGGCUCAGCUCCUUCUGGGAAAUUGGGAAGAAGCUUUGGAUGACGCUACAGUGUCUGCUCAAUUGGCACCAACUUUCAUUGAAGCAAUAGAAAUCGGGGCCAGUGCAUGUGUACAACAACACUUGUAUCAAGAAGCCAUUACCUGGUGUCAGAAAGGAUUGGCAAUUAACAACAACAAUAAGAAGUUACUUGAUUUGUGGACCGAGUGUGAUAAUCAACCAACUGAUGGCACAGAUGAAACGAGAAUUAAUCAGGAAAUUAACACUAACCGUGACGAUACCAAAGAGAAAAUCGAGGAUAUACAAAUCAACGAUCAGCUACCUCAAACGGCUGUCCAAAAGAUCCUCCACUAUGCGAACAAUUUGCAUUUUUCCAUUGAAGUGGGGGACAAAACUGGAGAGGGAAUCAGUCACUGCAAUCUCGGCAAUGCAAUCUCGGCCAUCCAGUAA
This is a messenger RNA of Pocillopora verrucosa, 950 nucleotides long. The record is from RefSeq and is a predicted model, not a curated record. Lineage: Eukaryota; Metazoa; Cnidaria; Anthozoa; Scleractinia; Pocilloporidae.